CACCCUGUUUGGGACUAGUGCAACCCAAUUUCGUGGCGCAUAAUUAUUGAUCCGAACUAGAACAGGAAUAGCGCCCAAUUCAUUUGCUUGCAAGGUUUCCCAUCUGUGCAGUUCAGGCACAUUUUGUUCAGAUCCAGCCAAUCAUAGGCCGUGAUAUCCAGGAACGAGCAACAUGAAGCCUUGGAAACUCAGCCGCGACUGACUCAGCAGCGUCUUGCGGGAGGAUAGGAUAGUUAGCCCCUUUGCAACACUUCUCAGGCAGUGCAAUUUCCUCCUACUUCGCUCUUCCUCACCCCCGUCCACUCCUUUACACCAGCAGUAUCACUCGCUUUUUCUUUCUUUUUUGUUCGACAAGGGUGUGAGGAUAUCUAGUUGAUGGGGGUUUUGAAUCUCGUUUUGUUUCUCAUCAUACACUCUUUUGAGAAGCAUUCCAUAUUGUAUAUACCUCAUUACUCUCCUUCUUGGAUCCCCAAGUCCUUUUCUUGGCUUUGGAUUGACGAUUCCUACCUCAUCUACUUCUAUCUUUGUAGGUAGGGCAGUGUCAGUGUUGCUGUUGGUGGAGCGGUGGAGCGAUGAGGGCCUCCUCACUGUUCGAGCCAGUGACGGGGAGCGUUGUCUCUUCCCUCUGUCGUUCCGCGUUUUUCGCCCUCUCGCUCCUACCCUCUACGAUCUAUGCUACCCGAUUCACCCCCGUUGCUUUGCCGGAUCUUGAUAUUGGCCCCUUGGGUCGAGUUGCUUUGGCCGGCAGCUUUGAUGCCAUAUCGCUCUUCCAGUAUGAGGAACAGAGGCCGAAACCUACCCUGCCUAAUGGAUCCCGAUCCACCCUCCUCACCACGUUACCAAACGGUGCUCUAGCCUCACUCGCCUCGGCCGACGCCGAUAUAUUGUCACUCUGCCCAUUGAUGGCAGAUGAUGGCACGAUUACUAGUGUCGUUGUUGGAGGGAGCUUCACGAGUUUGAGUGGGAUCAAAUCUCACGGAAUUGCCCUUUUCGACCCAAAUGCCAAUAAGGUUACACCAAUUCCUGGUCUCCCGGGACAGGUCCUCGCCCUACUAUGUGAUAAGGAAAGUGGAAAUGUAUAUGUUGGGGGAGAUUUUAAGAAAUCAGAAUCCCAUAAUGCUAUUCUGUGGUCGCCAAAAUCUGGGUUUUCCCCGCUUCCUUUCGCUGGCUUCAACGGGGUUGUAACGUCUAUCACCAAAACUUCGGAAGGCCGCGUUGUAUUUGGAGGUUCAUUUGACGGCUUGGGAAACAUGACAACACCAUCUCUGAAUGACCAACAAGUUGUGAACCUCGAAACCGCAUCAAUUACUUCUGGGUCUAGUACAACAAGGACCCCGUUUAGUAAUCCUCGGAAUGCAAUCUGUAAACAGGCCGGGAAGGAAGGUGCUGCUAAUCCAUGGCUACUUGCAGAUAACGCCCCGGGGUUUUGGCGUGCGGAGAUGAGAUUUGGAUUCCGGCCAACAAAACUAAGGAUACGCAAUGCACGUUUAGAAGGGCGAGGUACAAAAACAUUCCGCUUUACAACAGUGCCUGACAAUGGAAUACUGAACAUGACCUACACCGAUCCCGCCACUGGUAAUGUUAUGGCUUGUGAUGCUAGAUGUCCGCUUUCAGACGAUCCCUCGGAGGAUUUUCGCGAUUUCAAAUUCGUUAAUGUAGUUGGCAUGAACGGUUUCCAGCUCGAUAUUUCUGACUGGUAUGGUGCAGGUGGAGGCUUUGAUAGUGUGGAACUUUUUCAGGAUGAUAUUUAUACUCAUGCCAUCGACGAUUUCAACGAGCCCACAUGUGCUGGAAUCACUACCCGAUCCAGAGCGAGCCCGACAGGAAGCUGGGCGGUUACGCCAUCUCUUCAGAGCUCGUCCGACUAUUUAACAGCCAAGGUUGCAUCGACAGAUCAGACCUCGACAUCAGUGACCUUCGAGGCAGACUUGAAGGAAUCAGGAAACUAUUCAGUGACUGUUUUCACUCCUGGAUGUGUUGCUGAUAAUACCUGCGACUCCCGUGGAACCGUGACUGUUACCGCGACCUUCUCAUCCAAUGGCAACCAGCAGAUUGAGAGCUCGAUAGCCCAGACGAACAAUUUUGACAAAUAUGAUGAAAUAUAUCUUGGCUUUGUUGAUGCCAGUAGCAGCAACUUUCAAGCAUCCGUGACGCUGACACCAAAAGCUGGUCAAGAAGAUAUUACUGUUGUUGCCUCUCGCAUUCGAUUCCAACUCAUAUCAUCAACUGGAGGACUCAAUGGCCUGUUUGAAUUUGAUCCGAGCCAUGAAAAAAUUAAUUCCGACUUUUCCAAAUCCGGCCUAAAUAAAGCGGGAACUGAUCUCGAACCCGAUGCAGCAAUAAAAACCCUAGCUAGCGAUAAUGAUACUAUUUUUGUCGGCGGAGACUUCUCCAGCCCCACAUUCAAAAACAUCAUGUCGUUCACAAAUGGAAAGCCCUCAUCUUUACCAGAUGGUGGCCUGAAUUCCCCGGUGAAUGCUAUGCUACUACUCGAUGAUACGCUUUUCGUUGGGGGCAGUUUCUCUGCCACAUCGGGUAGUGGUGAAGCUGGCGAUAGCGAAAGCAGGCUGAUGAAUGUCGCGUCAUAUUCACUGUCGCAGAAGGCUUGGAGCCCUCUUGGGGCUGGUGUAGAUGGUCUUGUGGAGUCUAUAGUACAAUUUUCUGUCAAUCUGACAGAUGACGGGCCAGAAAUUGCUGUUGGAUUCAGUGGAAGCUUUACUCGGAUCCUUACAUUUGAUCACCACCGUUCAAAACGAGCUCCAGGCUUCGCAGUCUGGAUCCCCUCGAGAAGAAAUUGGUUGCCGAAUCUCGACGUCAGCCAACAAGUGUUUAAUGGGGUGCUAACCGCAUCAAUUACGGUCAGGAAUGUCACUACGCUUUUCUCUGGCAACCUUAUAUCAGAAGGACUCGCCUCACACGACGCUGUCGCAUUGACAGACGGCGAUGAUGGUCUUGGCCUCCAGCCUCUUCCUGCUAACAUUCAGCCAAUAGGAGAGAAAUCAUCGCUACAAAAGAGAGUCACCGCUUUGCAAAAUGCUGAUGGUGUUAUUACAGGACUGUUCUACACUCGCUCAGGCCGUAAUCUCACCGUAUUGGGCGGUCACUUCUCGGCUAUUGGAGGAACUGGUGACGCCAUUGAGAACCUUAUUUUCCUUGAUGGAGCAAACAAUGAUGCUGUCAGUGGGGCUGGACCUGGCAUUGAUACGGAAUCGAUUUUCCUGACGAUGGGCCUGAGUGGAGACACGCUAUUUGCAGGCGGCAUUGUUAAAGGUCGCAUUUACGCAUCCGAUAUAGACGGCAUAAUCGCUUAUGAUCUCAAAAAUUCGAAAUACUCACGUCAACCCCCUGCUCUUGAAGGCGACACCGUCAUUGUAAACUCUAUCGCCCCACGUCCAGAAUCUGACGAUAUAUUUGUCGGCGGUCAAUUCCAAUCAGCUGGCGGGCUACCUUGUCCGAGCGUCUGCAAUUUCCAACCAGCUUCUAAUCACUGGACCCGGCUGGGUGAUGAGAUCAGAGGUACUGUAUUUGUUCUAGAAUGGGCUACGAAAGAUAAACUCAUUGCUGCGGGGGCAUUCACAGUUGGAAAUAACGCGACAACUUUGGCUAUCUACGAUGCGGAAUUGCGAACUUGGUCUUCAAUUGACGGUGCAUCGUCUGAGGCUAUUCCGGGCCCCAUUACGGCCUUUGGGCUUUCCAGAGAGGAUGGUUCCCGCUUUUGGGUUGCUGGAAAGUCAGGUGAUGGCUCUCCUUUCCUAGUUUUCUACGAUGGCUCGAAAUUCCACUCAACAGGCGCAAUUUUUGGGAGAGAAACUAAAAUACAAGGAAUCCAGGUCAUGGGUAUAAGAGGAGAACAUGAUGAAACCGAGGUGCUUGAUAGGGACCAAGUACUCCUCGUUUCUGGUCAACUCCAAAUCCCAGGCUUUGGCAACUCGUCUGCCGCACUCUACGAUGGAACUACUUUAACGCCAUUCAUCCUAACCACAACGGCGGACGGUCAACCAGGCACUGUUGCAGAACUAUUCUCAGAAAAUAAAAAUACAUUUAGAGGUAGUCGCCGACCACGUUCCAAAGGAAUAGUUAUUCUAGUGUCGUUCUGUAUCGCUCUUGGUUGUGUAUUCUUGAUUGUUUUAAUCGGAAUCAUCCUGAAUCGCAUCCAGCGUCACCGGCAAGGUUAUGUCACUGCACCACGAGGCACAGAUCGACGACCGGAUCUUCAACGAGUCCCUCCUGAACAUCUAUUAGAUUCCCUCAGACAACGAACAUCAGGGGUACCAGCCAUAUGAGUCACCACUCUCAGCUUUUGUCGGAAUUUAUAACGUUUUUCGAUUUUUUGACAUGUUUUGUAUUUCUAGUUUCAUAUGGUAUGGCGUCUGGGGGGAAGGAACAUACCCUUUCGAGCGGUUUAAUGGCGUUUUUUUCGUUUACUUUCGUAUUCAUUUCUUUCUUACCUUUUAGCCCUUCUUCCUUUUGCUCUGUUUGUGGGGACGUUGAACGAUCUCUAUAUCUCUAGUUCCCAACGCGAUAUUUGGCAACAUACGUCAUUUUCGGACGUUGCAUAUUUCCUUUACCAGAUCAGCGGCAAGGUAUAACCAGUAUUAGGAUAUAGCUAUAUCCUCUCACCCGUGUCGCAUAUUCUCCUUUAUGACGGAACUAAUUUUAUAAUCACCUGGACAACACGAUUUAUUUGCUACUGGCUUCCCUACCACAUGUUCCACAUGCUAUUGAUGAUAUCCACCCUUCUAGGCAAUUCUCAUUUCUUUUUUCCUUUUCCAUUUUCCUCUCCGUCGAUGAUAAUGUUUCAAGACACCGGGGUGACGAGCUCACGGCGUGGAAAUUUUGUCGACAUUUCUACUCUAGUAACUCGACAAAAAAUUAGUAGCUAAUCAUUAUCUAAGAAGGACCAGUGGACAGAUCCGUGAAAUGUUUAAAGGUCCAAAUCAGCCCUGCUUGAGAGGUGAAGGCUCAGGGAUCACAUCAGGAGCAGCCAAUUAUAUAGAAAGUCCCGAGUAGUUCUCAUAGAAUAAUGUAGACGGUAACGCGCCCCAGACUUUUCAUGAUUCCUACUGAAAUUCCACGUAAUUGUGAUAAAUGUCUGGGACUAUUAUAUUUCGA
Molecule: messenger RNA, 5112 nt
Organism: Blastomyces dermatitidis ER-3
Lineage: Eukaryota; Fungi; Ascomycota; Eurotiomycetes; Onygenales; Ajellomycetaceae
Product: cellular morphogenesis protein
Exons: 3
Coding region: 573-4283 (1236 amino acids)
Biological process (GO): positive regulation of establishment of bipolar cell polarity regulating cell shape
Cellular component (GO): plasma membrane of growing cell tip
Molecular function (GO): protein binding
Source: RefSeq, a predicted model, not a curated record